Molecule: messenger RNA, 2542 nt
Organism: Mugil cephalus (flathead mullet)
Lineage: Eukaryota; Metazoa; Chordata; Actinopteri; Mugiliformes; Mugilidae
Product: mucin-1-like
Exons: 12
Coding region: 716-1513 (265 amino acids)
Source: RefSeq, a predicted model, not a curated record
ACUAAAUGGUGAAAAUGAAGACGCGCAAUGCAAAUUCUUGCAGCCCUUAGUUGAGAAGUAAGAAAAUGUGUUUUUGGUCCAAAAAUAACAUCCUAGUCAGCUGUGUUUAUUCUGUAGUAGAAAUGAGACUGAGCCUCAGUACUUUCUGAAGGCAUUGUUACAUAAACAGUGAAGAAUAGUGAGACGUCACGCCUGGUAUUUGAGCGGCUCCCUUGGGCUGAUAAGUCUUUGUCAUCUGUUCCAGUCAGUAUUUAGCAAAACAAGCUGCUACUGGAUGAUUGUAUCUUUCUUAGUUUCCAUGAAAGGGAUGUAGUCUGUGAAGUGCCGCAGCUUUUCUUAAAUAUUUACCCCACACUUCAUCACUCAAUCAGGCUCAGCAAGUCUCCUACUAACAGGGUUAGUGUUAGGGUUAGUACUGACAAGUAGUGGCAGCAUUGUCAGGAAAACAAAAAUAAGCGGAGGGAGUUGCCUUUGCUUUUAAAAAGACAUCAUUUAGAACCGAGAUUAUUGUCCCAUCCACCAACUGGCUGCCUUGUCUCUGCGUCCACCCACUUUAAAAGGGAAGCCAGUGCACUUCCUCCCCUUCUUUAUCUAAAGGAAGCGGCGACAUAAGCAUCAGCAGCGGAGUCCUCAGGCUCGGACACCUUUUCCUCUGGACACUCAGUUCGUCUCGCCUGUGGGAGAAGUCAGAGGGGUCCACGGCCGCCGGAUCACCAUGAAGUCCGUCAGGGUUCUCGUCCUCGUCCUCGUCCUCCAGCUUGCGUCUGUCCACGUCCUCCAAGCAGAAACACCAACAACAGCAGCAACAACAGCAGCAACAACAGCAGCAACAACAACAGCGGCGCUGUCACCAAAAGCGGGGCAAACGCCAACGCCACCGGCACCGCCAACGCCAAAUACAGCACCAGCGACAAACAGAAGUCCUGCCGUUUCUGUAAACACAUCUGCGAUUCCAAACACAAGUCCGAGCAGUACUUCGAAGGCAUUGGGACAUACGGAUGCCGUGAAUCAGUCAACCCCAACUAACAAACCUGACACAACCACUCCCUCUCAAGGAAACCAAACUGGUGUGAACAAGACAAUAGGUGAAACUCAAGCUACAUUAACAACCCUGUUUGAACUGUUAGGACACAACAACACCGAAAGCCCCGGAAAGACAAAUAUGACUACUUCUCCAGCUGUAUCAGGUGAUAUCGCUCGUCUUCCGGGGAAUACUCAUCCUGACAAAGGACAGGCUGAAGAUGCUGGUUCUCAGAAGGGCAGUGAUCAGGAAACUUCCCCUCUCAAAUCAGACAAGCCACUGUGGUGGCUUGUGGUGCCUGUCCUCGUAGUCGGAGCCGUUAUCGCCACUGUCUGUCACUUCAGAUGCAAGAAAAUCCACGAUCACACAGAAACCAUUGACACUGGAACUGAGAACGCAUCUUUCCAGAACAGACCCGAAAGCACCAAGGAUGGCGUCAUGCUCCUCGGGGUGAAGUCCUCAGGCGGAGAAGAAAAUGCUGCUGAGAGAUAAAGGACAAAGAAGGGCAGCAACAUCACGAUCAGCGAGUGGAUAGUCUCCCACGCACUGAUGGUCUGAAGGAACCGUUUAAGGGGUCCAUGCAGCGAAGCUACAGAAACCCUUUUGUUCUCAGUGUACUUAUUCCCAUUUUCCCCCUUAUCAAAAAAAAAAAAAAAAAAAAAAAAUCCUAACAUGUAGAAACAGUUUAACCUUUCAAAUCGCUGUUGAUUGUUUUGUUUUCCGCUUUUUCUUGAAGAUUUUAGGACAUCUUCCUGUUUUGGUCAGCUCACUAGAAACUGGUGGGUGGUUGGGCGAGUCCUCUCCAAACUCACUUGGAUAAUAAACUAAGAAUUAAAUCAUUUCCCUCCGCUUGGACCCCGGUCGUUUCUGCACGCAGCUCGAUUGUCAUCAGCAGUUUUUUAAUUUAGUAAAACAUUUUGUGAAAGUAGUUUUAUUAAGUAGGGUGUAGGGUUUUUUUUUACCGUGGAGAACUCAAAGCUCUCUAGAAUUAACGCUUGCUCCCCGUGGAAUAUGAUGAUAAUGACGGUUUAUUAGCUGUGUAACCUUCAUUUGACGUAGAGCCCGAGUGACACUGCGCCAUUAACUUCCGCCCACAUGUUGGGAUGCGAACAUGUGUUCUCUGCAAUGCACUGACCUCAGUUCAAUCACACAUUUGUAGAUGUAAUAAAUCGCUGUUCAUUUCUUUGCUGUGUAAUCAUGGUUUGUCGUUGUGUUGUUACCAGUCAUUUAUUUACCUGUGAUUUUUUUGUGUGUGUUUUUUUUUUUUUUUAGUUAUAUUUUAAAUUCUUUACAAUCUCACCUUUGCCAGACAGUACUUUCACCAGGAAGAUACUGUCAGUGUUGUGCAAAAAAACGAAGAAGGUUUUAAGAUUUUCAUUUUUCUGUAACCAUAACAUUCAGCACGAGUAAGCCGGUUGGAUGCGGAGGACUGUAUUUAAGCUCACUGGGACUGCUUCAUGCCUCAUGGCUGGAAUUCAUAUUGUCAACCUCUGUUUGGCCAAUAAAUCACUUGAAAACGGA